This is a messenger RNA of Elgaria multicarinata webbii, 2476 nucleotides long. It is a transcript of the gene CSAD, whose product is annotated as cysteine sulfinic acid decarboxylase. NCBI's taxonomy places the organism in Eukaryota, Metazoa, Chordata, Lepidosauria, Squamata, Anguidae. Gene Ontology annotation, molecular function: pyridoxal phosphate binding; sulfinoalanine decarboxylase activity. The record is from RefSeq and is a predicted model, not a curated record. The transcript has 15 exons. Gene Ontology annotation, biological process: carboxylic acid metabolic process; taurine biosynthetic process. Gene Ontology annotation, cellular component: cytoplasm. The coding region runs from base 572 to 2050 and encodes 492 amino acids.
GCUGCAGUUUGGAAUGUGGUACCUGACAAAAUUCAUCAUUAUGUAAAUCUCAAGUUACAUUUUUUUAGAAAAAAAUCUGUGCACACAAGUGUUUAGCCUUUAGGGAUGGAAAUAUGAAAUAUUGUGGGUUUGUACGGGGAGUGCUGGGUAAUAUUUCCAGUGGUCAGAAAACUGGGUGAAGAGGGAGAAGUUUCUUUCUUUACUUAUUAUUCUUAUAUAUCAUAUUACCUUUUUGCCUGUGCACUCAAGGCAGUUUAUAAUUUAAAAUAAUGGCAUCAUUCCCUCUAUUUGCAAUUUUUGGAGGUAAGUGCCAAUCCUUAUAUACCUAAAAUGGCACUACCCAUGCAUAAGAGGGAGGUAUCAGCUGGUUCGGGGAAACCCCAAGGUUUGCAGAAGUCUCCGCCCCCCAAAAAACAUAAAAACUAAGGAGGUACCCACCCCAAGCAGUCCAAUGAGGACUGAACAUGCUUAGUGGUCACAGAAUGCUGAUUUGGAUGGAAGAUGAAAUGGAAUGGAAUAACCUCUAAGAGGACAUGACUGGCUGGGGCCUGCUUAAAAGGUGUGGCUGAUAAUGGCAGAGGAUGCUUUGUUAUAUCCUGGCUUGGAUAAAGUGGCUGGCGAGGAGUUCCUGCAGGAAGCAUUCCAGAUCAUGCUUGACGAAGGUGUCAGAAAAGGGAUGGAUGUCUCUGAAAAGGUGUGUGAUUGGAAAGAGCCUGAGGAGCUGCAGCAAAUUCUGGACCUGGAUCUAAAAGACUGUGGGGAGACACGGGAGAAGUUAUUGGAGCGUUGUCGGGAUGUUAUCAGAUUCAGUGUGAAAACAUGUCAUCCACGCUUUUUUAACCAGCUGUUUUCAGGGCUUGAUCCCCAUGCUCUCGCUGGACGGCUGAUCACAGAGAUGCUCAACACCAGCCAGUACACAUAUGAGAUCGCCCCUGUCUUUGUGCUGAUGGAGGAGGUAGUGCUGAAGAAGCUGCGGGAAUUGAUUGGCUGGGAGAGUGGAGAUGGGAUCUUCUGCCCCGGGGGCUCCAUCUCCAACAUGUAUGCCAUGAAUGUGGCACGGUACCACCGUUUCCCAGACUGCAAGCAGAAGGGUAACUGGGCAGUACCAAAAUUGGCAGCUUUUACAUCACAGGAGUGCCACUACUCCAUCCAGAAAGGAGCAGCUUUCUUGGGCAUCGGUACAGGCAAUGUCUACCUUGUUGCAGUUGAUGAAAAGGGAAAAAUGAUUCCUGCUGACCUGGAGAAACAGAUCAAUCUGGCCAAGUCUGAGCGGGCAUUCCCCUUCUUUGUCAAUGCCACCUGUGGCACCACUGUCCUGGGAGCCUUUGACCCCGUGGCUGAGAUUGCAGAAGUGUGUGAAAGGCACAGAAUCUGGCUGCAUGUGGAUGCUGCGUGGGGUGGCAGUGCCCUCCUCUCCCAAAGACACCGGCACCUUCUGGAUGGGAUCGAGAGGGCGGAUUCAGUGGCUUGGAACCCCCACAAAAUGCUUAUGACUGGGCUACAGUGUUCUGCCUUCCUGCUGCAAAAUAGCUCUGGCUUGCUGAAGAGGUGCCACUCUGCCAAUGCCACCUACCUCUUCCAGACGGACAAGUUCUACGACAUGGCUUAUGACAAGGGGGACCAAACCAUCCAGUGUGGACGCAAAGUAGAUUGCCUCAAGCUGUGGCUGAUGUGGAAGGCCAAUGGCACCAAGGGCUUGGAGCAGAGAGUGGACAGGGCCUUUGCCUUCACUAGGUACCUGGCUGAUGAAAUUAAGAAGAGAGAAGGGUUUCAACUGGUAAUUGAGCCAGAGUUCAUCAAUCUGUGCUUUUGGUUUGUGCCUCCCAGCCUAAGGGGGCAGGAGGGUUGCAUCGAUUACUGCCUAAGACUGGGGAAGGUGGCUCCUCUUAUUAAGGAGCGGAUGAUGAAGAAAGGAUCCAUGAUGGUUGGCUACCAGCCACACGGCAAAAGGGUCAACUUCUUUCGCCAGGUGGUCACCAAUCCAGCAGUCACCAGAGAAGACUUGGACUUCUUCCUAGAUGAGAUUGAGAGGCUUGGCAGAGACCUGUAGCAGCACUACCCUGCUGCUCUUCCCUUCAGGCAAUUUAUGCAGACCCUUCUAUGACGAUGGUGGGAUGGACCACUCCAGAAAUCUAGGCGCCUUCACAGUUCACCUUCUCCACUGCCAUCUUUUGCAAACCUUACAAAAAUCAGGGAAAAUUACUCUCUAGUGCUUGCAACUCUUCCUGGGUGUCACCUCAUCCCUCUUUGAAACAACAACACGGUUCCUCCAAGGGUAUCCAGAAUACACUGGGCUUUUUGGAGAGCAGCGAUGCCAGAAAGAAACAGGAAUGGUCAAGCCUACAGCAAGGAGCUAGCAGAAAUGGAGGGUGAGAUUGUGAAGUAGCAUCUAUCAGCCUCUUGGUCCUGCUGUAGAGAACCAAGAGUGCAAAGUCCUAUUCCUUGGCCAGCCUUCUCUUCUCCAUUUUAAAAAUAA